Ixodes scapularis (black-legged tick) is the source of this 11427-nucleotide messenger RNA. RefSeq names its product protein still life, isoform SIF type 1. The coding region runs from base 1 to 5778 and encodes 1925 amino acids. Gene Ontology annotation, biological process: small GTPase-mediated signal transduction; activation of GTPase activity; positive regulation of axonogenesis. Gene Ontology annotation, cellular component: synapse; membrane. Gene Ontology annotation, molecular function: protein binding; guanyl-nucleotide exchange factor activity. NCBI's taxonomy places the organism in Eukaryota, Metazoa, Arthropoda, Arachnida, Ixodida, Ixodidae. The record is from RefSeq and is a predicted model, not a curated record. The transcript has 28 exons.
AUGGGCAACAAGUUGAGCUGCUCUUGCGCACCGCUCGUCCGCAAAGGCUACCGCUACGAGGAUACCCCAUGGCAGAACACGCGCCGCAGGGACGGACACCUGCUCAGACUCUGGGCCGAGGUGUUCCACGUGAGUGGCCAGGGCGGCGCCGUCAAGUGGCAGCAGGUGUCCGAGGACCUGGUGCCCGUGAACAUCACCUGCGUGCAGGACACGCCCGACUGCGUCUUCCACAUCACCGCCUACAACUCGCAGGUCGACAAGAUACUCGACGUCAGGCUCGUGCAACCAGGCACACGGUUGGGCCAGGCGUCCGAAUGCUUCGUCUACUGGAAGGACUCUCACACCGGAGACACGUGGGGCCUCAACUUCACUUCUCCUCUAGACGCCAAGCAGUUCAGAGAAUGCUGCUCCCCGGCUUUCAAGUUUUCCCGCAAGGCAUCCUCCUCUUAUUCGCUCAAGCUAGAACCCCCAAAGCAGAAGAGCAAGAGCAGCAAGCGCAAGCCCCAGUCGACGCCCAGCUCCCCGUCCCGGGGCCGCGCCGAGCUCCAGUGCACCUGCAUGACUGCCGAGAACCUGCACCGGGCCCGCAACGGCCGCGUGCGUUACACCGGGGGCGCGGCCACGCUGCCCAGGGCCCAGCAGCAGGCCGUGUCCUCCUCGUCGGCGAGGCCGGACGCCCACGGCGGCGGGAGGGGCGCGUCGGCCACCGCGUCCCGGGCCCAGGCCGGGCGCACGAAGACCUCCCAGGCGUCGACGGCCGCCACCGGCGGGUCGAGCACGACCACCACGGCGGCCAGCGUGCACGGGGGGACCUCGGCAGCCGCGAGGGGGCAAACACAGGGAUCGACGCAUCAUCGCAGAGCAGCCGCCGCGGGACCGUCUCGCGGCGGCGGCCCGGGCGGCGGUGGCGGCGACUCCGCGCGUGCCCACUACGCGUCGUCGUCGCGCAAGGAGCAGGCCAAGAGCGUGGACUACAGCCCGUCCAGCCCGCAGCUGCAGGCCUCCAGCCGGUCCAAGAGCUCGGACAACGUGUUCGAGGAGGCGUCCGGCCAGGGGGACCUGGCCGCCCUCAGCCUCGACUCGAACACGCUGAAACGCAUGCUGGACCCGCUCCCCCCGUCCUCUUCCUCUUCGCCCGACCAGCAGCCGCCAGCGGCCACGCUACCUUCGGCGCACCGGCGAAGCCUGGCGUCGGCGCUGACGGCGUCCCGAGACCGCCAGCACCGGUCCGAGUCGGGAAGGAGGCGGAGUCUGGAGCGGAGCGUCGGUCUGGACCUGGCGGACGGCUCGCCGCCGUCGGACCACUUCCUCUACGAUAACCUGUGCUACGCGACCACGCCGCCCAGCUCGAGCAACGAGAGCAGCUCGGAUGAGGGCGGCCACGGCGUGGCGUCGUCGGCGGACCAGCGCGGCAGGCAGCCGCACGAAGAGUCGCCGACCAGCAAGCUGCUCAUGGAGUACGAGACGCACCUGAGGAACGCGCUGGCGCGGGGCUUGGACGCCGAGAGCUAUAGUCUGCACACCUUCGAGGCACUGCUCACGCAGAGCAUGGAGAACGUCGUGGCCCUGAUGCGAGAAGUCCACGUGGAGUUGGAGGCCAUCCGAAAGGAGGAACAUGCGCUUAAGACACAACCGAGUUUACAUGGCUUCCGGGGACUGCUCGAACAGCGCCUGGCGCAAUCCGGCAAGGCGGGUGGACUAGCAGCGAUGGCGGCGGCGGCGUCUUCGUCUUCGCUGUCUCGGCGCUCCACGCUGCUAUCCCAGGCGGCGUCUUCGCUGAGCGUGGAAAGCAACCACGCCCUGUUCGCGCAGGCAUCCGUCGAGAGCACCGACUCACGCAUCUACCUCACCUCCUCAGAGAUGUCGGACGACGAGCGGCUGUCCCUGACGACGGCCGUGAGCGACGAGGACGAGACGGGCGAGCCCCGGUCCGGAUCCCGCGCCGCGGGUUCGGGCGCCGGGGCCGCCGCGGCUGCCUCCUUCAACUGCACGGGGGCUGUACGCAAGGCGGGCUUCCUGAGCGUCAAGAAAUGGCUGCUCAGGAGAAGACAUCAGGUGGAGCUUGCCCGCAAGCGCGGCUGGAAGGGCUACUGGGUGUGCCUGAAAGGCACGACGCUGCUGUUCUACCCGUGCGACAGCCGCGACGGCCGGGCCAUCGACUCGACGCCCAAGCACCUUAUCAUCGUGGACGGCGCCGUCAUGCAGCCCGUGCCGGAGCACCCCAAGCGGGACUACGUCUUCUGUCUCAGCACCGCCUUCGGGGACGCCUACCUCUUCCAGGCGCCCUGUCAAGUGGAGCUGGAGAACUGGAUCAACAGCAUCCACUCCGCUUGCGCGGCAGCCUUUGCGAGGCAUCGAGGGCGCACGGGAACCUUGCACCUGCUCCAGGAAGAGAUCUUUCGACUCGAGAAAGAGAUUGAGUCGGACGCGAAGCUGAAGCACAUGGCCGAGCUCCAGCUGACGGUGGUGGUGGACGCGGAGUCCCGGCAGACGCUGUCUGACCAGAUCGGCCAAUGGGAGGAGAACCUGGAGCGGUUGCACUGCGAACAGUUCCGCCUGCGUUGCUACAUGGCUUCGCUGCAAGUGUCCGAGCUGCCCAACCCAAAGAACCUGCUGACGCACGUAUCGAAGGCGACCAAGGCGACCCUGAACAAGCUGGGCGUGUUCACGGUGUCCUCGUUCCAUGCAUACAUCUGUGCCCGGAGCCCGUCCCUCCUGACCAACCUACUCUCGGGACGGGGCGCCACCAAGCGGAGGUCCCGCGCCGCCCUCUCGAGGUCCAACAGUGCAAAGCUUCUGAGCAUGCCGUCGUCAUCGAUGCAAAGCAGCUUAGACCUCCCCGCCUUAGGAGAGAAGAGUGUGAAGAUUAACUUGCCAGAUAAUCAAGCGGUGAUCGUGGGAGUCCGAGACAACAUGAGCGUCGAAGAAGUGCUCUGGGUGGCCUGCAGCCGAAGGCAGUUGUCGCCCAACGACCAUUUCCUGCGCUUCCGCAGGAGGAAGGACUCGGACGAAUGCUACGUCGCGGCGCGCACUGAGAUCUUCGACAACUUGAGCUUCGAGAGCCUAGAGGUGUGUGCCAAAGUGUUGUAUCAAGUGGGGCUGUCGAGGAGUUCCCUGGACCAGCUGUUUGGCUUCAGCGUCGAAGCUGAGCUGGUCGAGAACACGGACCACCAGGACGAACUCUGCGUCUAUGUCAGCAGGGUAGAAGAAGGCAGCCUUGCUCACCAGCAGGGUCUGAUGAAAGGGGACGAGAUCAUGGUGAUCAACGGCGCCAUCGUGAGUGACCUGGACAUGAUGUACAUCGAGUGCGUGCUCCAGGAGGAGCUGUCGCUGUGCAUGAUGAUGCGCUCGUCAAGAACCGAGCCCCCGGACCUGGCGAGCGCUAUGCGCACCACGGACGACUACAUCGAGUCGCUCGUGUGCCCGCCGCCACCCAGCGACAGCGUACUCAGCGACGAGAUGAUUGGAAAGCUCAUCGUGCCCUCACCCAUAUGGGGUUCGCAAGAACGGUCUCCGGACACGUCGGGUCGCCCGACGCCCUCGCCCGUGCCGCCACAGGACCAGGCCAGCCUCUCCUGCGAACAGAUCGAAAGCUUGCUCAAGGUCAUCGAGGACUCCUGCAAAAAGACCGCGGAGCAGGUGACAGAGUACUGCCGCGUGCCCGCGGAGCGGCGGCGCUCCAGCCUCGCCGGAGGACUGCCUACGGCGGCGGCGGCUGCAGCGGCCGCGGCGGCCGCGGCCGCCGCUGCCUCUCAGCAGCAGCACCCGACGUCGCACCACCAGCAGUUGCAGUCUCAGCUGUCCCAGGGCAGCAGCAGCGGCAUCCCCUGCGGGCCGAGUCCCGCCGCGGUGGCGGCUGCGGCUGCAGCCGCGGCGGCCGCGGCCGUGGGGCAGGCGGCCGCCGCGAGCAAGCACAUGUCUGACGUGGAGAGGCUCCGCAAGGUCAUUUUGGAGCUCGUGGAAACGGAGAGGACUUACGUCAAGCACAUGAGCGAGCUGGUUGAAUGGUAUGUGGCUGCGUUGCAAAAGAGGAAACCCCCUAGUACUAACGAAGUGAGCAAGCACCUGAACAACCUCCUGGAGCACUACUUGGAGCCGAUGAAGAAGGAGACGCUGCUCUCGAACGCCGAAAUCAGCGCCCUCUUUGGGAACAUCCAGGAGAUCGUGCAGUUUCAGAGGCAGUUCCUCCAGAGCCUCGAAGAAGCCAUCGCCGCCGAGCCCGACUUCCAUCGGCUGGAGCACCCGAGCCAGUUUAGGAACGUGUUGUUUUCCCUCGGAAACUCCUUCCUCUACUACGCCGACCAGUUCAAGUUGUACAGUUCCUUCUGUGCUAGUCAUUCCAAAGCUCAAAAAGUCUUGCAUCCCAGCGAAGGCAAUACAGCCCUGUCCGACUUCCUGCAGACGAGGAACCCGAAGGGGCAGCACAGCUUCUCCCUGGAGUCGUACCUCAUCAAGCCCAUCCAGCGGAUCCUCAAGUACCCGCUCCUCCUGCAGCAGCUCAAGCACCUCACGGACCCCGUCACGGAGGAGCAUCACCACCUCACAGAAGCUCUUAAAGGCAUGGAGAGGGUUGCAGAACACAUAAACGAAAUGCAGAGGAUCCACGAGGAAUACGGAGCCAUCUUUGACCACUUGUACCGGCAGCACGUCAAAUCUUCAAAGCAGCACGUCGACCUGAGCCCCGGAGAGCUGUUGUACUACGGUGGCGUGGAAUGGCUUAACAUCUCCGAAUUCUUGGGGAAGAUCAAGAAGGGACUGGAGCUGCAUGCCAUGUGCUUCGUGUUCAAGACGGCCGUGGUCUUCCUCUGCAAGGAGCGGAUCAGGCAGAAAAAGAAGCUCAUGGGAGGGUCAAGCAAGAACAACUCUGCCGAGGUGGAGAUAAUCCGCUAUCAGGUGCUCAUACCGGUCACAGAGGUGCAGGUGCGAGCGAGCAGCCAGAAGGACGCCGACUCCCACUACCUCUGGGAGCUGGUGCAUCUCAAGUCGCAGAUACAGAGGCGUUCGGAGAAAGUUUACCAGCUCUCCAACAGCACGAGUGAGUUCCGGAACGCGUUCUUGCGCACGAUCCGCCAGAUCAUCCGCGAGUCCGUGCGCAACAUGACGGUACCGGCGACCAAGCCCGCCGUGCGUGAGAAGCCCGGCACCCUGCGUCGCCUGGGCGGCGGCAACGGCCACGACAGCGGGCCGUCCAGCGCCGCGGGCCCCUCCACCUCCUCCAUGUCCCGCACGCUGAGCGGCAAGAAGCGCAACAAGUCCGCCCAGCGGCACUCGGCGGGUGACGCCAUCGAGUCGUACGACAACGUGACGGACCCCCGGCUGCCGGGCCCCAGCUUCCGGGGCACGCGGAGCAAGACGGUGGCCGACUCCAUGAACGGCAUGAGCGCUUCCGCGAGGGACCUAGCCUCCGAGGAAGCCGGCGACUCCGAGCGUUCGGACAGGUCCGACCGGUCCGAGCGGUCCCUGGGCGCGCCCAAGGCGCUCAGCCUGAGCAGCGCCUCUUCUCUGUCGUCGUCGAGCGCGGCGGCUCGGCUGAUCCAGUCGAGCAACCCGCCGACGUCGUACCAGCCGGCCGCCGAGCAGGCCGGCUCGCCCGUCUGGAAGCCCCGGGCCUCUUCGGCGGACCGCGCUGGGCCCUCGGGCCUCAACCGACCCGACGUCAAGGAGCAGUUCUUCGUGUACGAAGACUACGGCGGCGGCGGCGCGGCCGUGUACCAGCAGCGAUCGCAGGCGCCGGCCCCCGCGCCGUCGUCGUCCUCUUCCAGACAGUCCGAGUGCUGACUGGCGCCAAAGUAUAGCGUUUCUCGUCGCCGGAGCGCGCGGCGGCCCGGGUCUUGAGGGACCCCCUGUACAUAGAGCGCUCGGCGGGCACUGGGAUUCUCGAGCAAGCGGCCUUUGGGCCAGGACUCUUUCACCUCUCUCACACUCUCACGCAACAAGCUCAACUUUUCACGUAGAUGCCAGGCAAAGUAACGGAGAGGACUCGAGGCGGCAUCGCGGCCGUCCCCUGGUUCCGUUAUCUUUCUCGUGUAUGCGCCACGGCGCGUUUCCUUUCCCAGAUCAGAGUACCUGACUUUUACAGCGGGGGAGGGAACGGUUUCGUACCUAACGGCGACGGCAAACCACGACACCGCUAGCGACAGCGACGCUUGGGCCGAUGACGCUCGCGAGGCAACGCUCUGGUGCUCGCGUUCGAUGGGGAACCCGCGGACAUCCUUCGCACGGUCGGCGUUUUCUUUGAGACGUUGUUUGCCUGGCUUUCGUUAUUUCGCUUGCGCUUCGAGCGCGCGUCAGCAUUCCUUGUUUUUUGUUUUUCAUCUCAUUUGGGUUUUUGUCGUUUUGCAGCUCCAAAAGACGUAGGUAUAUUUUCAGUCGUCGUUUGCUCCGAAUUCGGCAGCCAUAAUGCAUCUGAUGAAUCGGAGAUAAGAAAAAAAAAAUAACGACCUGUAGUCUAAAAAAAAAAGAUUUUUUGGAUAUGCAGAUUAUUUUCCCAAUUAGCUCCACUGCAUUCAGGGAACCGAAAUUGUAAUCGUUUACAUUGCUUUCUUAUGUUUCCUCAUCGUGUUUUCUCUUCAAUCGCUCACCUCAUUUCAGUUUUCCCAAUCUCUUCAGCUGCGUUUGUAGUUUUAUUCCGUAUCGAAGACAUCGCUAGUCGCCUUUAGGUUUCUUGCAUAAAAACGAAUGUAGCCAAGCCACCGACGGAAAAUCCUGUACUUUGUCGCGCGGCUCUCGUCGACAGGGCUGUUUUUCGAAGGUACAAGAGGGGACCAGACACCAAACUCUUUUAUCUCUUUCUCUCUCUUCUGCCUCGCACACUCCCUGGCUUUCGCAGUAAUCUUUGCUUGGUUCUCCGUCUGAAGGAUGUUCUUCUUCGCUCGCAGUCCCCUCCGCCAUUACGCUCCGGAGUUCCGAAUGACGCUGCUUCCUGCCUCAUACGACCUUUGCGUAAUGCUCCCCUCUUCCUCGAGGCUUGGAUGUCAUACCUUCGAUUGCGAUGAUAACGCUGGGGUAAAUAAGUGCGACUCCGUGUGAUUGUGGUUACCUGUAUCGGGAAUGUAUGGAGGACACUUUUUUUCGCUCGAGAAGUUUCGUGCGACCUUUACAAAGCGUUAUCGCAUUGGAAGAAUUCUUGCCGCCGUUCUGCCGGGAUUACGAUAGGACAAACGCAUUAGAAACUGUUAUGUUCGCUUACUGUUUUGCUGUGACGAAGCAAGUCGCCCUUUGAUGGAUGUCGGAGUGUGGCAUAUGGCAUAUCAGCUGAGCGACGCUUGUUUAGUACUAGCAUGGAAGAACAUAAUCGGCACGUAAAAGAAACUUUUAUCCACGAGGGAUCAUUUGUUCUUUUCCUGAACGAUCUAUCGUGCCAAACCUUAUGCUGAUUUAAAUCUGGCGUUUUCAUUUUCUUAUGCACACCCGAGUUGGUUUGUGAACGCCUGGUCGAAUGCCAUUUUUAAAUGGUGACUUAGAAAAAUAAUUGGUUCCUGGGAAUGAACCGUAUCCGCACAGCAGCCUACGACCCAAUGGCCGACGGCCUCAUGGAACGCUUUUCAUGGCUCUCCUAAAGCUGCUUUCAUGACCCGCGGAAACCCGACUAGGUGGAGAACCACCUGAGCGAUAGUAAGCAAUCAGGACUGUAACAAUUAGAUGUGACAUCUGACAACACGAUUAAAGUAUCCCGACAUUCCAGCGACUUCCAGAUAUAAGAGGCAAAAUAGUAAGCUGUACAACUUUCUGUCGAAGAACGUGAAAUCCCUUUCAAGAUUCUGCGCACGCAUCGAUUGGUGUGGACUGCCUUCUUUUAUGUUUAUCGUUUCUGAGAUUGGUUCGUCAAUCUUUUAAGUAUUCAAUCUUAAACACAAUUAUAUCAAGUUGCUUAUAUGAUAUAUGUGGUAAUCCCGUCUGUAUGCGCUUUCCGCUCACAAAAAUGUAGGAACUGUUCGUAGGGAGAAGGUGUUUGGCUUAUAUUUUGAUGGCCGCGUAGCCACGAACUUGCCUGCGUUUAAAUUGCUGGUUUCGUGGGAAACCGCGAGAGAUUUGCCUUGCGCUGGGCCUGUUCGAGGAAGAAAAGAGAGGCCAGCGCUUUGUUUUCUACGUCGUGAGAAAGUUUCCGUAUACUGAAUGCUUCGGAACACGAGUCGCGCUUCGCCUGUCCUUCUUUCCUCUCAUCGCCUCCGGCGCUCUGAACAUUGCUUGGUGAACUGAGCGACAUUUUUGUUAAAGAAGAACAAACCAAACACCGACUUUUGUAAGUUAGGAAAACAGUUGUGUCGCUGUCCGACCAUGCUCAAACAGUUAGUACGAACUGUGCUUUGAAAGAUAUCGUCAACACACAACAAAACGAGAACAACGCGCAAGAGGCGCUAGCGUAAAUACGAAAAUCAUAAUAACCGCAUAAUAAUUGUCUUCUAAUACUAUGUUGUAUAGCUACUGGGACGAAUUCCCUACUGUAUAUAUAUAAGUCGAAGGAGUAAAAGAAAAAAAGAACGAUGUGUUUUGAAUCGACUCGUCGGAGCAAGUGCGGGUCAUCGCGACAAGCUUCUUUCCUUUUGGGGUGGGGAUUUGGUGGUGACAUUGAAUUUGUAUAGCUGGUCUAGGACGUCUUGUUGCAAAUCGAUAUCUGAAUAAGCCUGGCUGUUUCGAAUGUUCUCGUGCAUCUGAUGUCAUGUUAUCUGUACACGUGUCGCAUGCAGCGUACCUUCUCAGGUUCUUACGUUGUGCGCGCGCUCCUCGUUUCUUGGUUUCGUGGCGGUUAGGUUUUAGAUAGCAAACGCAGUGCGACCUUACUUAAGUACUUCCUCCGAUUUUCUACGUGGUCCAUAGACAAUACAAGAUGUUGCGUUCGAAACGUUACUCCUAGGCGUACUAGCUUCGUAGUCUUGCAUUAAGACAACGUGUGGCGUCGUCGCAGCGUGCAAGGACAAGACACAGGAUAACGAGUGACUAGCGGAGAACUAGUUUUUACUCGACUUCUAGGAAAUAAGUAAUAACUAACUUGAACGCUCACGAAACCCCGUCUUGGAAGUAUUCAAGGUAGGAUAUACUAGACGGCAUUUAUUUGUCCCCGUGAGGAGGUCACACGAAACGUUGGCGCCCAAGCCACUUGGGACUUAUUGCACAGCAGAGGUAUUUUCAGAGUGCAGCAAUUUCCACAGUGGAGUGUCGUGGGGAGGCGUCGGCGGCAAUGUUCAACACGAAGAGCUUUUUGACGGGGGAAAAGAAAUCACGAAGGGGAAAACGUCGUUUGGUGCAGCUGUAGACCUUUGUAGAAGUGAAAUAUUUACUUUUUGUGUACUUACGCGGGGAAUGCAUGUUUUUUUUUCUUCUGCAUGUGCGUGAGUGUGUGCGCGUUUGGUUCGCGCAUCCAAAGAUUUUGAGAGUGCCGCCGGCGAGGUUAUAGACGAGUUUCAAGAACGAUACACACACAGACUGACUUUUCUCUUGAGCGAAGAUCAACCAUUAUACCCAAUAGGCUCAUUUUUAUCAAGAUUCUCAUACGUACUCGUUUGAUAACUUCGGCUAAUAACGCCUCUGUGUCGAUAUAGACAACAGUGUGAAACUUUUAUUUGUUUUGAUUUUUUUUUUGUGUCACGCACGAAGUUUUAGUUUUUUUUUAUGUGCUGCAGGGUCAUUGUGGACGUUUCUGUGUAAUAAUAGUUGAUAGGUUCACUGGUGAUGUAUCGGGUGCUACUGGUUUUACUGUUCUGCUGUUUUCUUGUAGCUUUAGCGGUUGCUGAAGUAGGCAAAAACGAGCUUUCUCGACUUUGACGAGCCUAUAACGCAUUUAUUGCUCCUUGAGAAGUUUCUUUCGUAGAAAUAUUUUCACUUUUUUUGCAGAAAUGCCUUCACUAUUGACACCGUAACAUGAACCUAAUGCGAACAUGACACAUGAAAUUGACCACUGUUCAUCGCAUGAGCUGUGGCCAAAACUGAGUGUAUUUAAAUAUAUAUAUAUUUACAUGUAUAUAUGUAUUUUAAAUGGUCCCUUGUACAGCUUAAUCUUUCGAUGUUCACACAAACAUUUAGUCUGGAUUUUCCCCCGUCGUUUUUAUUACUACAUAGACUUAUCUAAGAAAUGUUAACUUUUGAUUGAGAGAAAGGUUUCGCUCUAUUUCUAAUAAUUUAUUUGCUCUUUCUAAUGAGUGUUCGUGGAUAAGAGAAGUCACCAAAAAAUGUGUGCUCAACAUGGAGCAUACUGCACAAGCGUCAGUGGUGUAAGCAGUUCGUCUUGCUUGGUAGGGUGUGGCUCGCGCGCUUCACCGAGGCUUCUUCGACUUGAGUACGUGCUUGGCGUGCGCUCGAUUCCCCCCAUAGAAGGGAGGUGUGCCAAGGUUAUGGACUUUUCUACGCCGAAGAGCACAAUGCUGGUUCAUGACAACGCCCGGAGCAACAGGUUUGCGUCGAUGUUCUUGUUUCUCUUUGUGUGUACAUAUGAAAUAAAGCAACUGCUCGCCACAGAAGUGAGGGAUUUGACAGGGUUUGACAAGUCAGCCUGUAGGUAUCGCGGAGGACAGUCUGGCUAGGGCUGUUAAACGCGCCAUUGCCGUAUUAAACUAUCGUCCCUUCUCACUCGUAAUACCUUACAAGUUCUUAACGGGUUGUCACUCAAAUUUUAUUCGGCGUUUUGUUUUUACAUGAGAUUGUUCUCGAGCAGCUUUAACAGCACGCAGUUCUUACGUUUAUCGGUUGUAAGCUUAAACGACAGCCUUUGAGGAGAUCGGCAUCGUCUUUCGGUCACGUUUUAAACUCCAUUAACCUUUGUUUUCCUGAGCACAACGUCCUUAUAUUCCCUCGGAACACUUUUGCGGCGUAACACUGCACACAAAGCGAACCAACGAACAAAGGCAACGUAGUUACUUACGGUCAACAAACCGCUCACGUCCUGCUGACAAGUUGGGUUCCUUGCAUUACUCGAUCGUGUUUUGCUCCCCCAACGCGCCCGUGUUGCGUACAGUAAAAAAAAAAACUAAAUAAAUAAAUAACAAGUACGCGAGCCCUACGCAAUGCUGAUGGAAGCCUCUCGACAAGACAGACACGAAAUUGAUGCAAACACAGACCAAAAUUUGGACGCGAAAACUGCCGCAUUUGAUGGACUUGUUAGGGACUGCACGCCACGAUGUUAGCGUCUGUGGGUGUGGCGCAAGAUGGCGCCGUUUUUCGAGGUGGCGGUUUUCAGCAAAAGCAGAAAUCCUGCGUUUUAUCAUUUUUUUUAUAGGUGAUAAUGUGCAGCGACGCUCGCAUUCCUUGCUUUUUAUAGUCGACCCACAGAAACCGAUGUGCUGGUUCGGUGACGGGGGUCCCAAAGGCAGGAGCAGGACAGGUUUGACUGCAUGGCGAACUUAUAAGCAUUGAAAAAAAAAAAGUAUGAAUCUACUCUUACAGAUCUCUAGGGUGACUUCCUCUGACAAUGAGUGAAAUAAAAUGAAAUUAUUA